GCAACACGCCACCACCUCAGCGGAUCUGCAACCUUUGCACUUGGGAAAGGCACGGGAACGGAAGCGACCCGCGUCGCUCGUUUCCACACGGAGCGUCCCGGCGGCGCGCGGCCCCCGGGAGGACGAGCCGCGUGGCUCCCGGGAAGGCGCCUCUACCGAAAGGAUGGAUCCAGAAGAUGCCGAAGAGGUGGCCGCUGAACUGCAAGGCAAGAAAAUUGAUGGUUGGGGCGUCUUGCAAAUUGCAGCAGGCACCGGCUUGGUGGCUUAUAUUGUAUGGGCAGGAAUUCUCAUGCCCGGUUUCCGCAAAGUGCCCUUAAAACUGCAGGUGCCCUAUGUCCCAGCAAGUGCUAAACAAGUCGAGAACGUGAUGGAGUUGCUCAAAGGACGCUCUGGGAAGAUUGCAGAUUUGGGCUCAGGGGAUGGCAGAAUUGUCCUGGCGGCCUACAAACGAGGCUUCAGGCCAGCUGUUGGCUAUGAACUCAAUCCAUGGUUGUUACGACUUUCCAGCUAUCGUGCGUGGAAAGCUGGGUGUUACGGAAAAGUUUCUUACCACAAGGAAGAUCUUUGGAAGGUGAAUUUAUCGGAUUGUCAGAAUGUAACCGUGUUCCUGGCACCGAGUGUGCUGACUCUUCUGGAGAAAAAGCUGCUGUUGGAACUUCCAGAAGACGCUCGAGUGGUCGCUGGGCGUUUUCCUCUCCCCAGCUGGACUCCCACGGACACAGCUGGGGAAGGUGUGAACCAAGCCUGGGCAUACGAUGUCAAGGUGGUCCAGCAACUGGCGAAGGAUGAGCCAGAGGGGAGCCCAGUGUGAGAAGAGGUCACCUUGGACAUGUCAAUUUCUCGAGACCCCCAUGUAUCUUUCCUGGCCAUUGGGCCACCUGGAAGGGCCCUUUCUCCAUUGCUGAAUCAACAGCUUAUUUAAGCCGGGGUGUGUGUGUGUGUGUGCGCGCUGUUCUUUAGGAGGAAAAACAACACAUUCUCCCCCCCACACACCUUUCCCCUUCAGGGCAGUUCUCUAGAAUUUUAGCCCAAAGAUUGGUCAGCAGAACCACCCACGUGGGACUGAUGUGCCUGUUUAUUUUACUGAUUUGCAAACUGCUGUGAUCUUUUGCAGCACCUGUUUUUUUUUUUUUUUCUUUCUUCAUUCGUACGAGCGGCAUGGCAGUCCCUACCUUCUCAAACCCAGUUCCCACUAAGAACGGCGGGCUGGCAGAAGGAACGAAUCUGUGAUCUGCUGGAUUCUACGCCAGUUGUGGACAUGUCCUUCUCGAGUGAUACGUUUGUAGAUGGCUUGCUCGGGGAUCACUUUUAAAAGUGUCAUGUUUCUUAGACUUUAUUAUGAAUGCCAGCAGUUGGUGGAGAGUCCUUGGAAGAGGAUGGAAGAGAAUGCAAUUCAGUGAGAAAUGUGUUCCUUGCAGUCAUUCAGGAGCUCACAUUACAGAUGGUCCUCGCUUAAUGACCACAAUUGGGACCGGAAUUUUGGUCGCUAAGUGAUGCAGUUAAGUGAAUCUGACCUGAUUUCACCUUUUUUGUGGUGGCCAUUAAGUGAAUCACUGAGGUCAUUAAGCGAACCACACAGAUCCCUAUUGAUUUUGCUUGCAAGAAACUGGCUGGGAAGGUUGAAAAUGGCUAUCACAUGACUGUGGGACACUGCGACAGUCAUAAAUGUAAACUGGUUGCCAAGCGCCUAAAUCGCGAUCACGUGAUUGUGGGGAUGCUGCAAUGGUAGUAAGUGCAAGGACUGGUCGUAAGUCAGGGAUAGCACCAUCUUAAGUCUGAAGAGUCACUAAACAAAUGGUCAUUAAGCGAGGACUACCUGCAUAUUGUGGAUGGACUGUCCAAACUUCAGGUUCAGAUUCAUAUCUUCCCGUGUCAUGCAGUGGACAACCUUGGGCUGGUUGCAGUUUCUCAACCUGCCCUACCUUGGAAGUUUGUUGUGAGGAUAAAGUGAACGUUGGUGCUAAAUUAUUUCUUCUUUUUAAUUAUUAUUACAAUUUUCUGGAGUUUUACUUAAAUUGCACCAGUGAUAGCAACUGAAUACAAAGGGGGGGGGUAAAAAGAAAAAACUGAAAUAUGGUAAUACAAUAAACCUAGUGAACUGAAAAUAAAAUCAUAGAAAUCACUACAGUUUUCAGCCAAUAAAUUAAACAGACCAAAUGGAAUCAUAUUUGAUCUUGUCUCCUAGAAAGACAAUACAAAGUGUUGACAGAUUUUGUUUAACUUUUACAGGAUGUCCUUCCAAGAACGUAUAAUCACCUUUUUCACAGCCCUCCAAACAAUACAUCCAAAGGCUCUUCAUAAACAGACAAAUUCCAGAUUUUUGGAGUAGAGUUGAACAACACAUUCACUUUUUUAAACCUUAAAUUCCACCCAAGGACCCAGUUGGCCACUAUGAAGGACUUCAGGUCUUUUUCUUCCUAAUAUCUCUGGCUCGAAAUGCUGGAUCCAGUAGUUAGGCCAAGAGUCCAGUCCCCUUGAGAACAUUUGCAAGGAUUCUGGUGAGAGCUACAUUUCCUUGCGGUGCUGCCUUUGGGGUAUCAAAAGCAUUGGAACCUCAGAUGCUCCAGCACUCAGGGCUCGGGAUCUGUCAGUUCCCAGGAGUUUCUGCAUUCUCACGAUCUCCUGCUUGUAUCUGCAAUGGAAGUGCAGAGGAGGUAUGGCUGCUGUUUACCCUUGUUGGACAUGUGAACAACAUGAAGGGACAUUGACAUUAAUAUAUAUGAUUAAAGAUUUAUAUAUAUAUAUAUAUAUAAAGA
Molecule: messenger RNA, 2756 nt
Organism: Candoia aspera
Lineage: Eukaryota; Metazoa; Chordata; Lepidosauria; Squamata; Candoiidae
Gene: ANTKMT
Product: adenine nucleotide translocase lysine methyltransferase
Exons: 6
Coding region: 164-811 (215 amino acids)
Biological process (GO): regulation of mitochondrial ATP synthesis coupled proton transport; positive regulation of proton-transporting ATP synthase activity, rotational mechanism; peptidyl-lysine trimethylation
Cellular component (GO): mitochondrion
Molecular function (GO): protein-lysine N-methyltransferase activity
Source: RefSeq, a predicted model, not a curated record